Penaeus vannamei (Pacific white shrimp) is the source of this 2859-nucleotide messenger RNA. The record is from RefSeq and is a predicted model, not a curated record. Lineage: Eukaryota; Metazoa; Arthropoda; Malacostraca; Decapoda; Penaeidae.
AUGUACACAGGCGAUCAUACGCACACGGAGACGGAUGUACACAGGCGAUCAUACGUUACACAGGCGAGUUGUACACAGGAGCACACGAAGGCGCACGGAGACGGAUACACUCUAUUGCGGAACUUGCAUCCGUACAUGCAGUGCAGAGACUUGGACGGUUUUAGAAUUCUGAUUCAUUUGGCUUUGGUGCAGUUACCCCUCGAAAGGCGUGUCGAGACGUGUUCCAGAUUUCUGUUGCAUUACUCGUACUUUGCAGAACGGUUGAGCGAUUCUCCGCUGGGAGAUGCCGUGUACGAGUGGUGGCUGGACGACAUGUACCUGAACGUGUCCCUGCCUCUUCCUGUCAACAGCAACCCUGGCAUGGUUUUCCCGCAUCAGAAAUUCGCCUCCGAUGCUGACAUGAUCAACUUCGCUGCCCGUCUCGUCAUCGCCUCAAUCGACAUGAAGGAGAGAAUCGAACUAGGCGACCUGGACGUCGACCGCUGCAGCGCCAGGGAGAAGCACCAGCCGAUGUGCAUGUCGCAGUACAACCGGGUGUUCUCGUCCUACCGGCGGCCGGCGAUCCCCAAGGACAAGCUCCUCUCGGUGGCAGAGUUCCAGAAGGAAAAUCAGCACAUCAUCGUUUACUACAAGAAUCACAUCUACCGAGUGGAGGUGGUGGUGGAGGGCCUGAAGAUGACGCUGCAGCAGGUGGUGUCCCAGAUGCGCGAGAUCCUCCGGGAGGUGGACGAGUACGAGGGCGCGGACCCCCCUCCCGUCGGGGUCAUGACGGCGGAGAACCGACGGACGUGGGCCCAGAGCAGACAGCUUCUGUGCGGAGACCAAGAGAACCAGAAAGUGCUUCGAAUCAUCGAAACGAGCGUGCUUCUGGUCUGCUUCGACGACCCGCUUCCCUCCCGCUUCAACCUGACGACGAGAACGAGCCACCGAGCCAGCCUCUCGAAGCGGUCCAGCAGCUUCAAUAUGAAUGCCCAGAACUCGGUGAGGAUAGAAGUCACCAUGCGGGACGAGGUCAACGCAGGUCACCAGAUGAUUCACGGAGGCGGUUACAACCACAACACAGCCAACAGGUGGUUCGACAAGACCAUUCAGUUCGUGGUGACCCGCGACGGCUGGUGCGGCCUCUGCUACGAGCACUCCUGCGCCGAGGGCAUCGUGGUGAUCCAGCUGGUGGAGCAGGUGCUGCAGGCCAUCGCCGCCGAGACGCAGCCGCCCCCGCCGCCCGAGGAAGCCGACGAGGAAAGGGCGCCGGGCGAAGGGGCGGCCGAGAGGCACGACAGCUUGACGGUUCCCGAGGGACAGGUCCUGCCCGCCCCCGAGGAGCCGGCGCCCACGCCCACGCGGCUCGAGUGGAGGGUCACGCCCGUCAUCUACAGGAGGAUACAGGAGGCGGCCGACCGUGUGGACAAGCUGGUGGAGGAUCUGGACUUCCGCAUCCUCCGAUACCUCGGCUUCGGCAGGAACUUCAUGAAGAGAGUCAAGUGCUCCCCCGACGCCUUCCUGCAGCUGGCUCUCCAGCUGGCGUUCUUCAGGUGCCACGGACAGCUCACCAGCACCUACGAGAGUGCCAGCACCCGACGGUACCGCAACGGCCGAGUCGACAGCAUCCGAGCCAACACGCCGAGGGUCCUGUGGUGUGAGGCCAUGGUCAUCAAUGCUCCGAUCGCCGACCGCCUGGCCAAGUUCGACACAGCCAUCGCACUCCAGACGGAUAUAAUGGUCAACAACAUCCUGGGACGAGGCAUCGACAUCCACCUGCUGGGCCUGAGAGAGAUGGCCAAGGAAAUGGGCCUAUCCACGCCCGAGAUCUUCAGCCACAGGUCAUACCAGGUGUCAAACCACUUCCGGCUUUCGACAAGCCAGGUUCCCACGCUCUCUGACUCCUGGAUGGGCUACGGCCCGGUGGUUCCCGACGGCUACGGAGCCUCCUACAACCCCCACCCGGACUACAUCGUCUUCUGUCUCUCUGCUUUCAAAUCCUGCGAAGAGACCUCGACUCUGGAGUUCGGACGCGGCCUCGAGAGGGCCCUCGACGAAAUGAAGUCGCUCUUGGAAGCCAGGCUCAAAUAGGCCGAUUUAUCUACACUUUUCCUUUUUUAUUUAAGUCUGCGAUGAAAUGCGCGGAUACGUUUUCUCUGAUCUAAAGGAUGGUUGUUGAUACUUGAAUCCUGUGUUCUAGACGAACGCUUGUUAAGUCCAGGCAAGUUAGCCAUGUGCCACUAUAUUCUAUCGUGAUCUUGUUACCAAAGAUAUCCAAGAUAUCUAUAAAAUAUUAAAUUUUUACGGAAAAUUGUCUACUAGUUUUCUCAGACGAUGAUUACGAAAAAAAAAAUAAUAGAAAUAUUGUUAGCAAAUGAUCAUUGUCGAGUUUAUACGAAAGGAUCUCAUAUGGAAAUGCACAUAUCUUUAGCUUUAGGAUUGUUGAUAAUCAUAGAAUAUAUGUCCUCGAUAUAGUUGGUGUAUCCAGAGUAUAUUGUCACUCGAGUAUUUCGGUUUUCGUUGUUUUUGGCCGCAUCUGUAGGGACUGUCUCUGCCGAGCAAAUGCUAACUAGUCUUAAGAGAGGAGAGAAUCGUCGUCAUAUUUUUGUAUUCUCUUGAUUCCCUCCUUUAAAAAAAAAAAAUGCAAUAAAUACGAAUAAUAAAAAAAAAACAAUAGGAAGGAGGAAGAAAAACAAAAUGACACUGUAAUACAAAAUACUUAAGUUUAGUUACCUGAAUGUUUUCCUAAAUGUUUUGCAUAAUUAUGAUUUACAUUUCAUUCUGAUUUUGAUACAGACUUCGGUCCGUUUCAUCAGCGACAUCACUGUAAGGUCAAAGAAAUUAGAUUUCACAUUCUUUGUUUUAGAUUAAUUUUAUCUG